Molecule: messenger RNA, 1038 nt
Organism: Encephalitozoon romaleae SJ-2008
Lineage: Eukaryota; Fungi; Microsporidia; Unikaryonidae
Product: glycerol 3-phosphate dehydrogenase
Exons: 1
Coding region: 1-1038 (345 amino acids)
Biological process (GO): glycerol-3-phosphate catabolic process; carbohydrate metabolic process
Cellular component (GO): cytosol; glycerol-3-phosphate dehydrogenase (FAD) complex
Molecular function (GO): glycerol-3-phosphate dehydrogenase [NAD(P)+] activity; protein homodimerization activity; NAD binding
Source: RefSeq, a predicted model, not a curated record
AUGUCCAAAAAGGUUUCUAUUAUAGGUAAUGGAAACUGGGGUACUGCGAUUGGUAGGCUUCUUGCAAAUAACACGAUAGAGAGCAGCAUAUUCGAAAAGGAUGUUAGAAUGUGGGGAUGCCGUGAGGAGUUUGAGGGAAGAGCUCUAAAUGAUAUCAUAAACAGCGACAAUAUCAAUCCAAAGUACUUGCCAGGGAUUCAUCUUCCCGAAAACCUGAAAGCUGUUGAUGACAUACGCACGCUUGCAGAUUCGGAUGUUCUUGUUUUUGCUCUUCCUCAUCAAUACAUAGAAGCUAUAGAACCGUUGAAAGGGUUGGUAAAGAAUAAUUGCAUCGGCGUGUCGUUAACAAAAGGGUUUAUUGAUGCGGAGGAUGGAGAUAUAGAUCUGGUGAGUAGGUCAAUCCAUAGAAUUUUAGACAUAAAUGUGAGCGUAAUGAUGGGGGCAAACAUUGCAGAUCAGGUUGCUCGAGACAUGAUAAGCGAGGGGACAUUGGGGUAUACAGAUGAGGAUGCAGCAGACAUAGUUUAUAAGCUCUUCAACAGCUAUACGUAUCGAGUUACUAAGAUCAAGGAUGUUUAUGGUGUGGAAAUUUCUGGAGCCUUGAAAAAUGUUGUUUCCAUGGCAUAUGGAUUUGCAGAAGGCCUUGGGUAUUGUACUAACACAAAAGUUGCCAUAUUCAGGAACGGGUUUGCUGAAAUGAGGAAGUUCUUCAAGUUUUUCUAUCCGAUGGCGACAACUGAGUCCUUGUUUCAAUCAUCUGGGGUGGGUGAUCUUCUUGUGUCCUGCAUGUCUGGAAGGAAUUUUGGAUGUGCAAAGAUGAUGGCAGAAAAAAGAAUGAGUUUAAAAGAGGCCGAAGGGACUAUGCGUUUUACGAAACUUCAGGGGCCUACAACAGCUCUUAUUGUGUAUAACUACCUGAAAAGACAGAAAAGGAUUGACGAGUUCCCUCUUAUGAGUACGGUUUACAGAAUAUGCUAUGAGAAUGAGGCAUAUGAUGCCAUUUUGGAAUGCAUUUCCUUCGAAUCUAUUGAAAAAUAA